CCAUCAUCCGUCUACAUCCUCUCCUCGGAAGCACUUCCCCUGAAAUUGCUGGGAUGAGGCGUUCACGGCUGUGGGAUGAAUGAAAGUCUCAAGGGAUUUCGGCUUGCCUGCUAGAUUCAGUUGCAUCCUGUAACUAGAGAGCUUGUUAGUCCUCCUGAGCACUCCGUGGUUUUUAGUCCGUCGAACUUCGAUCUUUCCUGCGUAUCAUGGCGGGGUACGUUAGUCUCCGCGGUUCCGACGACCCGCAAGAUGAGGGUCUGCUGGGCGGCACGAGCAGCCACGCGGGCGAGGACUGGAAGGUCCGUCUCGCCACGAUGGGAAAGAAGAUGGGCGAAUCGAUGACGGCCGUCGGCGGGAAACUGACAGAAUCCAUGACGGAAAUCGGCGGCAAGAUGAAAAACAUCUUCCACACUCCUACCCUCGCGGACCGUCUAGUCGAAGAAGCAACGGACGAGAUCUUAAUCUCGCCCGACUGGGGCCGAAACCUCUUAAUCUGCGACCUGGUCAACUCGGGGAAGCUCCAGGGCGGCGAGACGGUGCGCGCGAUUAAGAAGCAGCUGGCGUCGCGGAACUCGCACGUGCAGAUGCUGGCCUUAGCGCUACUCGAGAUGGGCGUGAAGAACUGCUCGUCGCUCUUCUCCGACGUGGCGAACGAACGCGUGCUGGACGACAUGGUGCGCGUGGUGGACGAGCCGGGCAGCGCGGCGCAGCUGCGGGAGAAGGUGCUCAAGAUGAUCGAGGCGUGGGGCGAGGCCACGGAGGAGCUCCGGUACCUGCCUGUCUUUGAAGAGACGUACAAGAGUCUCAAGAUGCGGGGGGUGGUCUUCCCGCCCCGUGACGCCGAAUCUCUCGCGCCCAUCUUCACUCCUCCGGCCAGUGUGCCGCCCGCGGCCGUGCAAGCCGCCCACGCGCUUCUGGAGUCCGUGGAGGGGCAGCUGGCCAGUGAGGUGGCGCCACCUGGCGUGUCCAUGGUGCCAAGACCCGAGGGCGGGCACAUGGUGGUGUUCGACAGCAAGGAGAUCUUCGAGAUCUCGAGGAACAGCGUGGAGCUGCUGGGUACUGUGCUGUCGUCCGCACCACCUGAACAAGUGCUCACGGAUGAAGUCGUGCCAGCACUCGCAGCGCAGUGCCGGGCGGCCAAGAGCAGUCUGCUGCGGCUGAUAGAGCACGAGAACAGCGCCACAGAGGCGCCCAGCGAGACGCUGCUGUUUGAGGCGCUGAGCCUCAACGACGACGUGGAUAAGGUGCUCGAGAAGCUCGCCGAGCUGCGCAAACAGGGCUCCCCUAAUGCUGCUAGUGGUGGUGCUGGAACAGGAGCAGGAGCAGGAGAAGGACAAGGAGCAGUGGAGCAACCAGCUGGUGCAGCGGCCACAGCAGUGCCGCCGGUUGUGCCUCCCCCAGCUGCUGCCUUCCUGUCGAUGGAUGAGGAGGAGGAGGGCGGGGCAGGAGGGCUGGUGCGGAACCGGGGAGGGGCGAACCAGAGAGGAGCGGCGGGGGUGAUGAGUGAGGAGGAGCGGGAGUUGGCUGAGCUGGAUGAGAUGGUGUUUGGACGGAAGGAGGGAGGGGGAGGAGGGAGUGCGGGUGCUGGUGGAGGUGCAGGGAGCACGCAGAGCGGGGCAACCAAAAAGGAUGAGGAUGACUUGAUUGUGUUCUGAUGUGAACGGCUGCGUUGGGUGGGAUGGAUGAGAUGGUGUUCGGGCGGCGAGAGGGAGGGCGGGGAGGGAGUGGUGCUGGUGCUGGUGGGGCGCCCAAGAAAGAGGACUACUUGAUUGCGUUCUGAUGUGCUGGGUUGAUUCAAUCAAAGGGAGGGGACUAGCUGAGCUGGUUGAGCUGGAUGACAUGAUAUUUCGGGGGAAGAGUGGGAGAGAUUGUGACGUGGUGAUGGGUCAAGCAAGCCUCAUUAGUGGUUGGCGUGGUAUGAUCAAGGAUAAAGUUGCCUCUUAAGGUACGUUAACUAAUGCUUCGGUUGGGAGUCAGACAUUUGGUUACAUCAGCAUAAUGGCUGGUAGGAACUCACACCGCCAGGUUUUCUGUCGCGUACGUUACCCAUAUUGAGGGUGACGUUUUUGCAGCUACGGUCGGCAUUGUUCCUAUCUUGGGGAGUUGACUGGACUGCAAACGUCACGAGGCUGUGACACGCAAACGCACUGGCCGGUCAAGCUCCUGACAACUCAAAACAGGAUCUCGCCCGUUACGACCAUAAUAAUAAAAAUCUUGAAACCAACAAGAUCUUCUAAGAGUAGCGGAGUGAACUAGCAACGAGGGUACAGGGUGGUUUUGACCUAAUGAGCUGUACUCUCUAAGGCAUGCCCAUAUCUAG
Closterium sp. NIES-67 is the source of this 2320-nucleotide messenger RNA. NCBI's taxonomy places the organism in Eukaryota, Viridiplantae, Streptophyta, Zygnematophyceae, Desmidiales, Closteriaceae. The record is from the annotation of a GenBank genome assembly.